Coregonus sp. 'balchen' is the source of this 3514-nucleotide messenger RNA. The record is from the annotation of a GenBank genome assembly. Lineage: Eukaryota; Metazoa; Chordata; Actinopteri; Salmoniformes; Salmonidae.
AUGAGCUCCAAGAGUGUAGGACCAGGGUUCUACAAGGCGUUGUCAGGGAACAUCAGGUGUUCAAAGUGUCCUCCGCACAGUUCCAGCCAUGACCAGGCAGCCACGCUCUGCCACUGUGACAGAGGCUUCUACCGGGCAGCCAAGGACCCCUCCACCAUGGCAUGCACACGUGAGUUACUGUACUUCUCCUCUGUGUGUGUGUGUGUGGGCGGGGAGGGUUGAGAGAGAAAGAGAGACAGAGAGAGACAGAACCAUAAAUAAAUAAAAAGUGGGUUUUCUGGCAUCGUAUCUCAGGCUCUGUGGCUGUAGCUGUGUAUCUAGUACUCUAACCCACCUUCUAGAAGACAGCUAGUCAUGUCACACCUGGCUCAGAACGGGGGAGGGAGAGGGAGAGGGGGAGGGAGAGGGGGAGAGCUAGUCAUGUCACACCUGGCUCAGAACAGGGGAGGGGGAGGGAGAGGGGGAGGGGGGGGGGGGGGGGGUGUAGAGAGAGGGGGGAGGGUAGGUAGGUAGAGGGAUGAGGGGGGGAGGGGGAGGGAGAGGGGGGAGCGGGUGGGAGGGAGAAAGGGUAGAAGCGAUAUGGGUUAACUACUACAUCCAUUUAUGGUGGAGAAUAAUAAUCAUCAUAAUAAUAAUUUUAUUUUAAGCUCUUUUCACGACAACCAAAGUCAUUAUUACACAGUAGGAUAAAAAGCUAUAAAAUAAGUAAUUAUAUAAACAUGAUGACAGACUAACCAUCAAAACUAUGAAAUAACAAAUAUGGAAUCAUGUAGUAACCAAAAAAGUGUUAAACAAACCAGAAUAUAUAUUUUAUAUUUGAGAUUCUUCAAAGUAGCCACCCUUUGCCUUGAUGACAGCUUUGCACACUCUUGACAUUCUCUCAACCAGCUUCACCUGGAAUGCUUUUCCAACAGUCUUGAAGGAGUUCCCACAUAUGCUGAGCACUGCUUUUCCUUCACUCUGCGGUCCAACACAUCCCAAACCAUCUCAAUUUGGUUGAGGUCGGGUGAUUGUGGAGGCCAGGUCAUCUGAUGCAGCACUCCAUCACUCUCCUUCUUGGUCAAAUAGCCCUUACACAGCCUGGAGGUGUGUUGGGUCAUUGUCCUGUUGAAAAACAAACGAUAGUCCCACUAAGCCCAAACCAGAUGGGAUGGCGUAUCGCUGCAAAAUGCUGUGGUAGCCAUGCUGGUUAAGUGUGCCUUGAAUUCUAAAGAAAUCACAGACUGGUGACACUGUCUGUGUUUCUUCAAGUGCAGUCCCCACACCAUCACACCUCCUCCUCCAAGCUUCACGGUGGGAACCACACAUGCGGAGAUCAUCCGUUCACCUACUCUGCGUCUCACAAAGACACGGCGGUUGGAACCAAAAAUCUCCAAUUUGGAGUCCAGACCAAAGGACACAUUUCCACCGGUCUAAUGUCCAUUGCUCGUGUUUCUUGGCCCAAGCAAGUCUCUUCUUCUUAUUGGUGUCCUUUAGUAGUGGUUUCUUUGCAGCAAUUCGACCAUGAAGGCUUGAUUCACACAGUCUCCUCUGAACAGUUGAUGUUGAGAUGUGUCUGUUACUUGAACUCUGUGAAGCAUUUAUUUGGGCUGCAAUUUCUGAGGCUGGUAACUCUAAUGAACUUAUCCUCUGCAGCAGAGGUAACUCUGGGUCUUCCAUUCCUGUGGCGGUCCUCAUUAGAGCCAGUUUCAUCAUAGCGCUUGAUGGUGUUUGCGACUGUACUUGAAGAAACUUUCAAAGUUCUUGUCUUAAAGUAAUGAUGGACUGUCGUUUCUCUUUGCUUAUUUGAGCUGUUCUUGCCAUAAUAUGGACUUGGUCUUUUACCAAAUAGGGCUAUCUUCUGUAUACCUUGUCACAACACAACUGAUUGUCUCAAACGCAUUAAGAAAGAAAGAAAUUCUACAAAUUAACUUUUAAGAAGGCACACCUGUUAAUUGAAAUGCAUUCCAGGAGACUACCUCGUGAAGCUGGUUGAGAGAAUGCCAAGAGUGUGCAAAGCUGUCAUCAAGGCAAAGGGUGGCUAUUUGAAGAAUCUCAAAUAUAAAAUAUAUUUUGAUUUGUUUAACACUUUUGUGGUUACUACAUGAUUCCAUAUUUGUUAUUUCAUAGUUUUGAUGUCUUCACUAUUAUUCUACAAUGUAGAAAAUAGUAAAAAAUAAAGAAAAACCCUUCAAUGAAUAGGUGUUCUAAAACUUUUGACCGGUAGUGUCAAUGAUGCAGACAAUUACGUUGAUGGAAGGUACAAUCUAUCUGCGCUAUUAAAGUUGAUCUAACCCCUGAGAAUAAAAGAGGGAGUGGCAGAGUGGGUCUGGAUGUGGAUGUGAGCAUAACAGUGAAAUCUGAGUCCAAAUUGACGGAGGAUCUGACCAAGGGGUAGCAUGUAAAUACUAAACAGUAAUGGACCCAACACUGAGCCUUGUGGGACACCUUGUGAUACAGGGACUGUAGUUGGGGAGGAAGGGGAGGUUUGAGGUAGGCCUGUAGUUGGUGAGGAAGGGGAGGUUUGAGGUAGGCCUGUAGUUGGUGAGGAAGGGGAGGUUUGAGGUAGGCCUGUAGUUGGGGAGGAAGGGGAGGUUUGAGGUAGGCCUGUAGUUGGGGAGGAAGGGGAGGUAUGAGGUAGGCCUGUAGUUGGGGAGGUUUGAGGUAGGCCUGUAGUUGGGGAGGAAGGGGAGGUUUGAGGUAGGCCUGUAGUUGGGGAGGAAGGGGAGGUUUGAGGUAGGCCUGUAGUUGGGGAGGAAGGGGAGGUUUGAGGUAGGCCUGUAGUUGGGGAGGAUCUCAGGGUCCAGGCCCUGUUUCUUCAGUAUGGGAGUUAUAGCCGCUGUUUUCAAAGAAGUAGGAACGAUGCCAGAUGUGAGGGAUACAUUUUACAACCUUGACCAUCAGGGGGCAGAGAACAGGGAGGCAUGCUUUAACUACGGCAGUGAGUAUGGGGUCAAGGGAGCAGGUUGUGGUUUGGGGUUUAGAAAAUACUUCAGUAGUGGUGGUUUCAUUAACAAGGGAGAUGACAUGAAGUCUGUUCACAGAUGGUCGGGUGUAUAUCUGGUCUGCUCCCCUCCCUCCCCUCCCUCCCUCCCUCCCUCCCUCCCUCCCUCCCUCCCUCCCUCCCUCCCUCUCCCUCCCUCCUUCCCUCCUCUUUCUCUCUCCAGGCUCUCCAUCGGCCCCCAGGAACCUGAUCGCUCUCAUUAACGAGACGGCUCUGUUCCUCACCUGGUCUCCGCCAAGCGACAGCGGUGGCAGGAAGGACCUCACCUAUAACAUCGUGUGCCAUCGCUGCGGCGGGGGUGGCAGUGGCGCCUCCGGUGGCGGGGAGGACUGUGAGCCGUGUGAGGCCGACCUGCGCUUCGUACCAGGCCCCCUGGGCCUCACCGGGACCUCCGUGGCUGUUCUGGACUUGGCCCCCCACGCCAACUACACCUUCCACGUAGAGACUGUCAAUGGAGUGUCUGGGCUGGGCCAGAACAUCAGGCCCCUGGCUAACAUCACUGUUACUACGGACCAGACUGGUGAGUACUGA